AAUAAACGUAAACAAAACAUUGAAGCAAAGCAAAUCGUAUUGCUGGAGUAGAUUUUCUGCAAUUUGCUGUCUCCCGACGCAAAAGCAAUGGAUCAAGACCUUUGGAUGAGAGCCCUUCUUGAACAUGGCCAGUUACUGCUACAGACCAUUCUUAGUGACGUACCUGAAAUAGAGUCUGAACACAUCACAGAGAAAGUUAGAAUUUGUAGAUUCAUAAAAAAGAAACUACAUCUGCUUUUCAAGACAGAAGACUCUUUUGAAACCAAAGAAAAGCCAGAACCUCAAAUUCCUACUCUACCAAUAGAAAUUUUUCGUAAUAUAUCUGAGCUGCAAAGAAGAGAUUUGUUUUUUAGCAGCUUGGACCAAGGAAGCAUUCUGUUGUUGCAAGUCAUCAAUGAUACACUUCCUAGUGACUUUAAGCUUUUGGUCCUAGCAAAACACGACGGCUGCAUGAAACUAGAUGAUUUAUCCCUAGUAAUGUAUCUUCCUAAGUAUCCUGCUGAAAUGAAAUUUGCUGGUGGUGAACUUCAUUCAGGUGAUCUAGUAAGAGCUGCUGUAUGGUCUUGUGAUCCCAAAAAACGACAGCUGUUUGUCACCCUGGAUAGCUCCACUGUUGAUGAGGUUCAGCUUGGAAAAAUAUCUGAAGAAGAAUUGCCCAUUUAUACUCGGAACCUAACUGUUGGAUCUAGCUAUACUGAAUAUUUGGGUCUUACUCCAGCAUUUCAUGACAGAGAAUGGGAAAAUGAAUUAUAUACUGUUCUAAAUCUGAAAAAGAACCGGAUGUAUUCAUUUUUUGAAGAGUGGGAUGGAAAAACAUAUCCACAAAAUGAAUAUGCAUCAGAAUUGAAAAAGAAGCGAGACCUGUAUCUCUCUAAUGUACAUUAUGAAAAGGCAUGUGAUCAGUUUGAUAAAAAAAACAACAGUGAAGCUUUCCUGUACUUGAACAAAGCUUUGUGUAUUUAUCCAGAAAACGUUAAUGCUCUUGUUUCUAGAUCAAAAUUAUACAGCAUUUCAAAAAUGUUAGAGAAAGCUGUUGAAGAUGUGGAAUCUGCAUUGAAAAUUGAUUCAACGUUUUUUGCUGCCAGAGAGCAUAUGUCAACACUCUUAGUACAGAUGGCUAAAGUACACAUAGAUAAUUCAGACUAUCAUAAAGCUCAAGAGAGUUUGACACAUUCUCUCACCUACUAUAAAGAAAACAAGGAAGCUGCUGAAAUGUUACAGACUGUUUAUGUUGCAUUAUCUGCUUCCCUUCCAAGCACGCCCAGUAAUAGUUCAAUUAUAUCUCCAGGACCUAAAAGCCUGCAUUCAAUCUCUAGUUCAAGUGAAAGCUCCUGCUCGAAAAAAGCCAAUUCUAAAAGUUUAUUUGACGUAUCAUUACCAUCUACAUCAGGAAGUCUUCCGUUAAGAAUGAAGAGUCAUCAUCACAGUAGGAAGAAAAGAAAACAUCAUCAUCGCCAUCGUCAUAGACGUAGUCCAUCCAGAUCCAAAUCUCCAAAUGAAAGAAGAUAAAUGUUUUGUUUUAAAAUGUG
Messenger RNA from Uloborus diversus, 1529 nucleotides. Its product is annotated as tetratricopeptide repeat protein 14-like. The transcript is spliced from 16 exons. The record is from RefSeq and is a predicted model, not a curated record. Gene Ontology annotation, molecular function: protein binding. Lineage: Eukaryota; Metazoa; Arthropoda; Arachnida; Araneae; Uloboridae. Bases 88 to 1509 code for a protein of 473 amino acids.